AGCAAUUAUUUUGUUCCAUGCGGCCCGGAUCCGGAAUCAGCGCUUCAUAAGUCACCGUGUGCACCAAGAAGCGGCGCGUCCAUCGGUACCUUGACAUGCUACUUGCUAGCUACUGGUCAAAGAAAAUCUCAGAUAGUAUCCGCCAUGGUAUGGGACGAUUAGUUGUACCGUUAGAUUCGUGAAUUGAGUUCGACAAAUGGAUUUUUCACAGGCAGCUGGACUCGACUGGGAACGUUGCACACCAGCAGUGAAUCAUAGCACACACGCCGAGGAUGAGCAACACCGAUGGAGGAACAGUAUCCCAGUUUGCAGGACAUGACGGCGGUGGUGGGAAUCGUCACUCGUCACUAUUACAUCACCUCUCCAUCAGUGAACCUGUUAAUGUGUGGGACUUGCCAGAAAUCCAGAAGUACAAGAAGAGCUUGGUCAGGAAACUCUUUCCAUCAACCAUACGGCUGGCUUGCGUCUCGUGUGGCCUUAUCAACAACGAUCAACAGAAGAUGCUUUUCAUGGUCGAAGAGGACAGUGCCAAGCACAAUGAGCGGUUGUUGAACUACAUCUAUCCAAGCGGGGACAAUCUUGAUCACUUCCAAUUGUUCAUUAACCAAUUAGAAGGCCCCUACUUUGAAGCGAUCAAGGACAAGUUUCAGGAAGUCAAGGAUCGACUUCAAGAUGAGAAGACGGCAAGGAUCCAGCAGAUAGAUGCAGCUGAACGCUACUAUGGUAUAUGGGCAGCUGGCUCAGCUCCAGCAUCACAAAAUGGCAUUUAUCAGACAUCAAGGUUGGGUCCUGCCUUACCUAACUCUGCACAAGCAGCAGCAGCACCACCAGGAGCAGCACCACCACCAGCACCAGGAGCAGCAGCACCAGGAGGAGCAGCAGCAGGAGCAACAGCAGGAGCAACAGCAGGAGCAGCAGCAGCACCACCAGCAGCAGGAGCACCAGCAGGAGCAGCAGCACCACCAGCACCGCCAGGAGCAGCAGCAGCAGGAGCAACAGCAGGAGCAGCAACAGCACCAGCAGCAGCACCAGGAGCAGCAGCACCAGCAGCAGCACGAGGAGGAGCUGCAGCAGCAGCACCAACAGUAGCAGCACCAGCAGCACCAGGAGCAGCAGCACCAGCAGCACCAGGAGCAACAGCAGCAGCACCAGCAGCAAGAGCAACAGCAGCAGCAACUGCAGGAGGAGCAACAGGAGCAACAGCACCAGGAGCAGCAGCAGCAGGAUCUGGUGAAAACGAGUUAGAUUCUGGAGCACAGAGACAUGGAGAGAGACAAGAUGGUUCGAGUCAGCAGCCAUGUGAACUAGUGGUCAAUAACCCGCCGCCGAGGAAAGAGCCUAGUUUGGCAUUGCCCCCUGCAAGUGGAGACCUAGAUGGACAGCAACGAGCGUCAGGAACAAAAUCAUAUGGCCAACAACAGUACAGUUCUCCAUUGGACGAUCCUGAACUGAUGUCAAAGCUCAGGAAGGUCAUAAUCAACGGUCGUAAUCCCAACCGAACAAUUCUUGCAAAGUUUCAGCUGCAGGUGCAGGGAUGUAUUUCCCACUUUGUCGGGCAUAAACAUGUCAAGCGUGUCCUGCCCCAUGCAUAUUGUGAUGGCAUUAGAAAAACGUACCCCGACCCACACAAGCAAGCAGAGGAGCUAGUGGGAGAAUGGACAAGAAAGGCACUAUUCCACUUCUCCGCGGGCACCUUGAUGGAUAUGCUGCAAGCAACCGGGUACGAACACGCGUUUUAUGACAGCAUCAAAGAUGAUGUCGCGUAGCCGUCAUAUCAGUAACUCGUACUAAGCUUACAUAAUUAUUGAAGAAACUCUUCCUGUUAAUACUGCUCGAUUUCAACAUGAUAAACAUUGGAAACUCUGCACCCAAAGCAGAGUGCCACAGCCAGGACUACCGACACCUCGACAUUGCUUCAUUUUCUUGCACACACUUCACUAGUACGCCGGCCUAAUCUCCUAACACUUUGCAGUUCUCCCUUAGGUCCAAACUUGAGAAUAUGCCGCCGCCGUGAUCGACAGUGUUGUCCAUAUUGCGUGCCAGACUCAGUGAUUGUAGUGGAUCGUUGGACUCCUAUGGCUGUAGCUUACGGGUCUUUCAGCACUUGCGCCAGUGAUCGUGAGACUUAUCCAUUCACCCACACUGCUGCGCGCUGGAUUUGCUGCUGGUUUGAAGCGGGUGUUAGCUGCUGCUGUGAGUUUCAUUGCAAAACGAGACACAAAUUUUAUCACUUUUAAAAUAGGCUAAUGACUAUGUUUGUUGUAUUGUGUACUCUGCUCUGCCCCCCCCCCCCCCGCGCCCGAGGUGUUUGUCGCGCUGGAAACAGAGCGUCACUGAAAGUUGCCAUCUCUUUUGUGGCGUUUUGGCUCGCAGAGAUCUACAUAAUGCAGUGCUCUCGGAACAUUAAUUCCAUAAAACGUACUCAAGCUCAACUGAUGAGAGACGAAUUA
Molecule: messenger RNA, 2450 nt
Organism: Sycon ciliatum
Lineage: Eukaryota; Metazoa; Porifera; Calcarea; Leucosolenida; Sycettidae
Product: transcriptional regulatory protein AlgP-like
Exons: 5
Coding region: 273-1766 (497 amino acids)
Source: RefSeq, a predicted model, not a curated record